Messenger RNA from Aspergillus aculeatus ATCC 16872, 1962 nucleotides. It is a transcript of the gene mrh4, whose product is annotated as ATP-dependent RNA helicase MRH4. Gene Ontology annotation, molecular function: nucleic acid binding; ATP binding. The coding region runs from base 1 to 1962 and encodes 653 amino acids. The record is from RefSeq and is a predicted model, not a curated record. Lineage: Eukaryota; Fungi; Ascomycota; Eurotiomycetes; Eurotiales; Aspergillaceae. The transcript has a single exon.
AUGAAUCGUCUUGGCCGUUCAUCUCUGCCACUCCGGCCCAGAGUAUGUCUGCUCUGUCAAACCCGAACCACCAUACCCUCCAUUUCCUCCACCCUCUCGCCCUUCACCGGAUGGCAGGCCAUCCGCGGUAUCGGACGGAGACCAGAACGACGCGGAAAGAAGAGUCGCCAUGCCCUGUCCUCGGACGUGUCUCGAACCUCACUAGCUCCUCGCGCGUCGCGGGAGAGAAAGGGACCCUGGGGCGGCACAAACAUCACCCAGGUGCCUGAGGAGCUAUCCUCCCGUUUCCAGACGAGGGACAGCCGGGGGAACAGCCGGGGAGACAGAGAUCCCAGGAAGGAUGGUGGUAAGGACAAGGGUAGCAAACCUGAGAGCCCUCUAUACAAGGCAUUGAAGAUGCAGACCGCAUUGGCGCCGGUGUCCUACGCCCAGCGCACCAAGGUCAAGGAGAGAAUCGCCGAGAUCACCAGCUUCGAUCAUUUCCCGCUCAUGUCGGUCGUCCACCACUCGAUCUCCUCCCAGGCGCUCCCCGGGCUGACGGAUCUCAUGCCCACCCCGAUCCAGCGGGUUGCGAUCCCCGAACUCCUCAAGGACCCGCUCCCGCCACUGGGCGCGCCGCCGAGCAGCGACCCCAAAUACGAACAGUACCUCCUGGCCGCGGAGACCGGUUCCGGCAAGACCCUGGCAUACCUGAUCCCGCUGCUGGACAACUUCAAGCGCCUGGAGGCGGCGGAGGCGGCCCACGAGAAGAAAGAGGAGGAGGCCAAGCAGCGCGAAAAGGAGCGGGAGCUGAAAACGAAGAACCGGGCGUUCGACAUCGCGCCCGAGGAGCCCCCGCUGUCGAACGCGGCCCGGCCGCGCAUGGUGAUCCUGGUGCCGACCUCCGAGCUGGCCUUCCAGGUGGGCGACAAGCUCAAGGCCUUCUCGCACACGGUCAAGUUCCGGUCCGCGGUGCUGGCCUCCAACCUGACGCCGCGGCGGAUCAAGAACGGCCUGUUCAACGAGAAGGGGGUCGACAUCAUCGUGACGACGCCGCACCUGCUGGCCUCGAUCGCGGAGAAGGAGCCGUACGUGCUGAGCCGCGUCAACUACAUGGUGCUCGACGAGGCCGACAGUCUCAUGGACAAGUCCUUCUCGCCCAUCCUCAACGAGAUCAUCAGCAAGGCCACCCCCUCCCUCCACAAGCUCGUCCUCUGCUCCGCCACCAUCCCGCGCGGCAUGGACGCCACCCUGCGCAAGCGUUGGCCCGACAUCAAGCGCCUGACCACCCCGAGUUUGCACGCCAUCCCGCGCCGCGUCCAGCUGGGCGUGAUCGACGUCCAGAAACCCCCCUACAACGGCAACCGCCCGCUCGCCUGCGCCGACAUCAUCUGGUCCAUCGGCAAGGCCGGCGACUCCGGCGGCGACGACCUGGGGCCCGGCCAGGCCCGCUCGCAGGACAAGCGCAUCCUGGUGUUCGUCAACCGCCGCGAGGACGCCACCGAGGUCGCGCAGUUCCUGAAGAGCAAGGGCAUCGACGCCAAGGCCUUCACCCGCGACGUCACCGACCGCAAGGAGCGCGAGAUCCUGGCCCCCUUCACCGACUGGGCGCCGCCCAUGACCGCCGCCCAGGUCCUGGAGGCGAUGGAGACCGAGAAGAAGCGCCGCCGCGAGGACCGCUCCAUCCCCUUCGUCAACGCCGGCGGCGACCCGUACGCCGGCCCGCCGCCCGAGAAGCGCCUCGAGAACGUCCAGGUCCUGGUGUCGACGGACAUCGCCUCGCGCGGCGUCGACACCCUCGCCGUCAAGACCGUGGUGCUGUACGACGUGCCCCGCACCACCAUCGACUUCAUCCACCGGCUGGGCCGCCUCGGCCGCAUGGGCAAGCGCGGCCGCGCCGUCGUCCUGGUCGGCAAGAACGACCGCAAGGAUGUCGUCAAGGAGGUCCGCGAGGCCAUGUUCCGCGGCCAGGCCUUGAUCUAG